AUGUCUACAGAUCUCGAAUUGUUCCAGGAUUUGACCAAAAUAAAACUACCCCAACUCAAGAUUCAAUCUUCCAAUGGGAGUGGUGCCGUAAUUCAACAAGAAAACAACAAUCAAGACAGCAGCAACGAGUGUACGACGCCAACCUCGGAAGAAAGCAAGAUCCCAGCUGCUCUGAAAUGUCCACCAGCACCAAAGAAACCUAAGAGGAGAACUUUUUCAUGCAAAAGAAAGCUGUCUGAUCAGCUUCAAUUCUUCGAGAUCGUUAACAGGGAAGAAGUUGAGGCGUAUCUCAAAGCUGGUUUUGAUAGCUCAAAGAGAAGAAACAUUUCCGCCAUGGGUUUCAAGAUUGAAAAGAGAAAGGAAUAG
Molecule: messenger RNA, 366 nt
Organism: Theobroma cacao (cacao)
Lineage: Eukaryota; Viridiplantae; Streptophyta; Magnoliopsida; Malvales; Malvaceae
Source: RefSeq, a predicted model, not a curated record